GCUGCUUCCCAAGUGCAUUAGGGAGCUGGAUUGGAAGUGCAGUAUCCAGGACUUGAACCAGCAAUCUGAUAGGGAAUGCCGGCACUGCUGGUGGUGGCUUAAUGCACUGCACCACAAUGCUUGCCUCCAGUCAGAAGUCUUCCAUCUGCUAGUCAAAUCCCCAGAUGGCCACAGUGGUCAAGGGCGUGCUGGGUGGAAGCCAGGGGCCCAGAACUCAAUCUGGGUUUCCCAUGGGAGUGGCAGGGACCCAAGUACUUGAGCCACUGUCUGCUGCACCCCAGGGUGUACAUUAGCAAAAAGCUGGAUCUGAAGUGGAGUAGCCAGGACGUGGACCAGGCACUCAGAUACAAGCUGUGGGCUCCCCAGGCAGCAACUUAACCGCUGUGCCAAACCACUACCCCUCCUUGUUUCCUAAACUGGGUUCUAAGCACCUUAAGGGCAGAUGUCCCCACUCCAUCACCUUUGUGCCCCCAAACUGAGCACUUAACAAAUGUUGACAACUUUUAUACAAUAUUCCAGCAAUUUGUAAGUAUCACGGACAAAGCGAUGUAGCCAAGCACAGUGGAAUAGAGAUUGGGAAGAUUUUGGAAUUUGAAAGAGCAGAGAGUUCCAAACCAGGCUCUCCCUGAGGAGCUGUGUGGUCUGGAAGAAGCAAUCUGCAUGGACCCCUGUUUCCUCAUCCAUAAAGGCAGGCCCUGGCCCAGACCAGCCUUGACCUUCCGCAGUUGUAAAUAUAGGGCAACUGUGCAUUCAUUUGCCAACUAAUUGCUGCGCUGGAGGCCAGGCACUCACUGAAAACAUUACGACCCCAGUCUUCAGAGCUCUCAAAUGGAAGGGAACUGCAGCAGGACAGGUCAGCUCCGCUGCAGCGAGGCCCAGGGCGUGGGCAGAAGCACAGGACAGGGAAAGGAUUCCAGGCCAAAGAAAUGGCUGUGCAAAGGCAGGAGGUGCAGCAGUAAGAGCUAUUUGGAGCUGCGACCAAAGAACCCGAGUUGAUGCAAAACCAACUGUUUGCGACAGAACGGUAUUUGGAGGAGGAGGAGAAGGACUUCCAACAAAGCUAAAGUCUAGUUCAGCCAGCAGAACAUUCACAUUCACAACCCCAGAAGGAUCAGGUUAGGCCGUGAGUCCGGCGGGGUCUCCCGCUGUUUCCGGGGAGAUAGACUCCCGGGGGCUCCAAGGCCACCCUGCGCCACCUCCCUAGCCCAGGCCCUAGUGGCACGCGGAGUUGGACUUGGUGGAAAGUGGGGGGCAGGGCAGGGUCUAAACCCAGGUCAGGAGCCCGCCUUACAUCUUGCCAUCCUGAGCGGUUGCCCCCCGCAUGACCCGACCUCCCCUACGACCAGUUGCACUUUGUUACCAGGCUUGCUGCGGGUCGGAGCGGGGUUUGCUCCCCGCUCAUUGGUCUGCCCGGAAGCGCCUCCCAAAAGUCCUUGUUACUAGAGGCGAAAAACAGAGCCCAUUGGUCAGGACACCUCACAAUGGCCCUGGCAAGGCGCAGGGUUCUUCUGAUUGGUUCUGUGCCUGUCUUGGGCAACCCUGUGGCCUCGAACCCAGGCAGCCUGCUUGGCGCCGGUGGGGGAAGAGCGCUCGCACCCGACACCUGCUUGCCAUUGGCUGGCCGGGCGCUGCCACCCCGCGGCGGGGCUCGCUCCUGCGCGAGGGCGACCCCUGGUGGCCGAGACCAAGGCUUUGGAGCCCGGCGUCUCUCCCCGGCGUCAAGGACGAAGGCUUGCUGCGGGACCAGCCCGGUUGCCAGCCCUGCCUGGCCUCCCCUCGGAGCUCCAGUAAGGUCGAUGGCUGUACGCGGUGCGUGAACCCACUAAGGGCGCGCCGAAAGGCGGCCCUGUCGGCCCCCUUCACGUUGGUACACCAAGCGUAGCUCUGGGGUCCUCCCGCAGCGCCACCUGUGGAGGCCAGUGCCAGGAGUUAGGAUUGGAAUCCCAUCGCCGCAGCGGCGGGGAAGCCCUGAGGGACGAUGUUCUACUACCCCAACGUGCUUCAGCGCCACACCGGCUGCUUUGCCACCAUCUGGCUGGCGGCGACACGUGGGAGCCGCUUGGUGAAGCGUGAAUACCUGAAGGUGAACGUGGUAAAGACCUGCCAGGAAAUUCUCAAUUAUGUGCUGGUCCGAGUGCAACCGCCGCAGCCCGGCCUGCCGCGGCCCCGCUUCUCCCUGUAUCUCUCAGCGCAGCUCCAGAUCGGCGUGAUCCGGGUCUACUUCCAACAAUGCCAGUACCUCGUGGAGGACAUCCAGCACAUUCUGGAGCGCCUGCACCGGGCCCAGCUGCAGAUCCGCAUCGACAUGGCCGAGCCUGAACUACCCAGCCUGCUGCUUCCUGACCACCUGACCAUGAUGGAGACCCUGGAAGAUGCUCCGGACCCUUUUUUUGGGGUCAUGUCUGUGGACCCCAGACUGCCCAGCCCUUUUGAUAUCCCUCAGAUUCGACACCUCUUAGAGGCUGCAAUUCCAGAAAGAAUGCCUGAGGAGGCCCCUCCUGAAGUCCCUGCAGAGCCCAGGAAGCCAGUGCUGCCCCCUGAGGUCAUCACCCUCCAGGAAGCAGAGCCCAUCCGCAUGCUGCAUAUUGAGGGCGAACGGGACCUCCCGGAGGUCAGCCGCCGAGACUUGGACCUCCUCAUUGCAGAGGAAGACGAAGCUAUCUUAUUGGAGGAGCGACGGCUGGCCAGGCUGAGGGCCCGCCCACCACCGGAAGAGGCCGUGGAGGAGCCCCGGGCCCCAGAGCGCGACAUCACAGUGCCCCCUCUCUCGCCUCCAGCUCCCGUCCAGGUGGAAGGGAUAGCAGAGCCAGUUCCAGUCCCGGUCCUGGUCCCCGAGGAGGUGAAGCUGGCAGCCUGGGAGCCCGGGGCCCCACCCAUGGAGGUGACCCCAUCGCCAGAGCUACGUCUGCCGCCCCCACCCAGCCCGAAGAAGAGGCCCCCAGGGCCCCCAUCUCCCAGGAGUCCCCCUGCUCGCCGCCGCCGCCGCCGCCAGUUACUGUUCUGGGACAAGGAGACUCAGAUCUCCAGGGAAAAAUUCAAAGAACAGCUGCAGACCAGGGCCCACUGCUGGGAGUGUCCCAUGGUGCAGCCUCCGGAGAGGACCAUCACAAGCCCCACGGAGCUGCUCCGGACCCCGACGUACCCCGGCCGGCUUCCCCUGGAACUACUGGCUUUGUGGACCCGCUGUGCCCAGACCCCCGCAAGAGCGCUCAGGCGAAGGCCGCCCGAGGAGGUGGAGGAAGAGGAGAGAAGGGCUGAGGCUGUCAGUGAGAUCGAGGUCCUGAGGGAAGCCCAGGAGCCCAGCGGUCCCCUCAUGGUGUCUUCAGAGCUCUCCCUGGAGCCCGCCGAGGAGGAGAAGUCGCGGAUCAGCCUCAUCCCCCCAGAGGAACGCUGGGCCUGGGCUGAGAUGGAACAGCCAGAGCCCCCGGCGUUGCCGGUGGUGCCGGAGCUCCCAGAGGUGCCCUUGGAGAUGCCCUCCGAGCUGCCACCAGAGCCUGAGCUGCUGUCCCUGGAGGCUGUGCACAGGGCAGUGGCACUGGAGCUGAGGGCCAAGCGGGAGCCUGACUUCAGCAGCCUGGUGUCCCCGCUCAGCUCCCGCAGGGUGGCUGCGCAGGUCUUCUACCUGCUCCUGGUGCUCGCAGCGCAGCAGAUACUGCAUGUGGAACAGAAGAAGCCGUACGGGCGCCUCCUGAUCCAGCCAGGGCCCCGGUUCUACCGAGGGUAACGCCCAUUUUACAAAGCUGCCAGGAAACUAGCUCCAUUAAACCAUAUUCUGCCUCACUGG
Molecule: messenger RNA, 3784 nt
Organism: Oryctolagus cuniculus (rabbit)
Lineage: Eukaryota; Metazoa; Chordata; Mammalia; Lagomorpha; Leporidae
Gene: REC8
Product: REC8 meiotic recombination protein
Biological process (GO): double-strand break repair; meiotic sister chromatid cohesion
Cellular component (GO): meiotic cohesin complex
Molecular function (GO): protein binding; chromatin binding
Source: RefSeq, a predicted model, not a curated record